GAGUUCCAAACGCGAAACUUCAGUAUGUCGCUCUCGAUUGACUGCGCUUUGUGGAAGAUACUAACAUUCGUGUAGGCAUCUACGGACAAUGGUAGGCUAACGUUCCUCGGCUGUAUACAGCUUCAAUCAUAGCUAUUGAGCUGUUAAGCCACUUUGCGACAUGAUCCAUACCGAAUGAACUACGACGUAACAACCGACUAACACUACUUGUGUAUAGGCUUGGAAUUCUUUCCAUGAUCAUCUGUCUGGCUGUUGGAAUCGCCAACAUCUUUUCGUUUAAUGUAGUUCGCAUUAUCUUCUGCGCCUUUGCUAUCGCAUCGGCCUUUGUCAUUCUUUUCAUCGAGGUCCCUCUUCUUCUCCGAAUCUGCCCAACCUCCGGCAAGUUCGAUGAGACGAUUCGCAAGAUCUCGACCAAUUAUAUGCGCGCGGCCGCCUACGGCGUCAUGUCUGCUCUGCAGUUCAUUAGCAAUGUCAGCGGUGCAAGCAGCUUGAUUGCUGCUGCUGUCUUCCUGCUACUGACUGCUCUUUGCUACCUGCUUGCCGGUAUCAAGGGUCAGGCCUUUGUCGGCAGCAAGACCCUCGGUGGUCAGGGCGUCGCGCAGAUGAUUGUGUAGACUCGCCAGCUGCCAGCCCGACCAAUUUCGUGGCUCUACCACAAAGCGAACGAACCACUAUCUAAGUUGAUAUCUUGCACCGUGGAGUUCGCCGAGUACAGGAGGCACCUAAGGCUUUCCAUAGCUCGCAGGUGCAGGAGGACGGGGAUGAUGAUGGAAAAUCUGCUUAUCUCGACGAUUUAGGUUCCUGCCAAGAGCAGCGGCCUGUAUACCCAGCUGGAUUUGGCGUCUGGGAUGAGGAACGGCUCAUGUUUUGAUUGAAGUUGAUGCCAUUUCGUGAACGAGUUUCAACGACUGCGUUAUUUUGAGUUAUUUCGCUAAAAUUUGAAUUCAUUUCUUGUAUUUCUGCUCAUGAGAUGAUGCUAUGAUGGUGUCGAUGUUGCUUCAAUACAUUUACCCAC
Fusarium oxysporum Fo47 is the source of this 1015-nucleotide messenger RNA. RefSeq names its product TVP18/Calcium channel flower. Gene Ontology annotation, biological process: vesicle-mediated transport. Bases 234 to 614 code for a protein of 126 amino acids. The transcript is spliced from 2 exons. The record is from RefSeq and is a predicted model, not a curated record. Gene Ontology annotation, cellular component: Golgi membrane. Lineage: Eukaryota; Fungi; Ascomycota; Sordariomycetes; Hypocreales; Nectriaceae.